CUUGCGGGGGAGCCACCGCCCCGGCCUUGUUGGGGGGACGGCGGGGGAGCCGCCGGCAGGGCCGCGGCGAUGAUGUCGGGGCAGUCGAUCACCGACCGCAUCACGGCGGCGCAGCACAGCGUGACCGGCUCGGCCGUGGCCAAGGCUGUGUGCAAGGCGACGACCCACGAGGUGAUGGGCCCCAAGAAGAAGCACCUGGACUAUCUAAUACAGUGCACAAAUGAAAUGAAUGUGAAUAUUCCACAGUUGGCAGACACACUCUUUGAGAGAACUGCAAACAGUAGCUGGGUCGUAGUGUUCAAAGCUCUAAUUACAACACACCACCUCAUGAUGUAUGGAAACGAGCGCUUUAUCCAGUAUCUUGCAUCCCGAAAUACUUUGUUCAACCUAAAUAACUACCUGGACAAAAGUGCCAUGCAGGGCUAUGAUAUGUCUACCUUCAUCAGGCGAUACAGCAGAUACUUGAAUGAAAAAGCACUUUCAUAUAGACUUGUAGCAGUUGACUUCACCAAAAUGAAAAGAGGGAUAGAUGGAGUGAUGAGAACCAUGAAUCCUGAAAAGCUUCUGAAAACCCUUCCAAUCAUACAGAACCAGCUUGAUGCACUCCUUGAUUUUGAUGCAAAUCCAAAUGAACUAACAAAUGGUGUUAUAAAUGCUGCCUUUAUGCUCCUCUUUAAAGAUUCCAUUAGACUUUUUGCAGCAUACAAUGAAGGGAUUAUUAAUCUUUUAGAAAGAUAUUUUGAUAUGAAGAAGAACCAGUGCAAAGAAGGCUUGGAUAUUUACAAAAAAUUUCUAGCCAGAAUGACCAAAUUGUCAGAAUUCCUCAAAGUAGCAGAGCAAGUUGGAAUUGAUCAGGGUGACAUUCCAGAUCUUACUCAGAGGAUCCCUGGCAAGGCACCCAGUAGCUUGCUUGAGGCAUUGGAACAGCAUUUGGCUUCUGUGGAGGGAAAGAAAACAAAAGAAGUCUCUGCUGCCAGCAGAGCUAGUGCCCUUUCCAGUGCUGUUUCCUCACUUGCCAAUACAGGAAUGUCAUUCAGCAGGAUGGAUGAGAAAGAAAAGCAGCAGGCGUUGGAGGAGGAGCAAGUUAGACUGCAGGCAUUGAAGGAGCAGCGAUUAAGAGAGAUUUCUGUAGUAUCAAAUUCCACUUCCACAUCAGCAUCCCCAAGCACUUUAUCAGGAAAAAGUGUGAAUACCACUGUAGCUGUUGACCUCUUUGCUGCACCAGCACCCACAACAAACAGCAUGCCCAACCUUUCUAGUGAUCUUUUUGAUCUUCAGCCUGCAUUUGUUCCAACUGUGCAGAGUACUCCAGCUAUAUCAACAUCAGCAAGCAGUGCUUGGGGAGGUCCUUUCUCGUCUUCAAAUGGUUGUGUUGGUUCUCCACCUCAUCUGGACAUCUUUGACAUGAAGCCAGUUGAAGAAGCUGUAAAAUCUGCCACCCCUUUCAUCAAUUCUUCUUUUUCCUCCAAACAAACGGUGGAACUGUUUAGUGAUGACUUUAGUGGUCAUAAACCUACAUAUGCUUCUGUGUAUCAUCCUCUGACUGUUGAUGGUUUCCCUCUUCAUUCAGCUCCUCCAAGUACCACCUCUUCAUCAAUCAAUGUGGACUUUGAUGCUGUUUUUGGAGGAAAAUCUUCAGCACCAGAGUACAGGACUGCCAGUGAUGAUGUAUUGCAACCCACAGUACCGCCACAAAGUCAAAGAGCCACUGGAGCCAGCCAGCAAAGUGGAAAAAUUUUGGCAAAUGACCUCGAUUCUUCACUUGCUAAUCUAGUAGGAAAUCUUGGCUUUGGGGGAACUCCAUCCAAAAAGUCAGACAUGCAGUGGUCACAGCCCACAGAGAAAAAACUUACUGGUGGAACUAACUGGCAAGCAAAAACAAGCACAUCAACCACGUGGAACCCAACUCCCCUACCCACCAUUCCACACAUGGUACCUGCUCCUAUCGCAUACCCGUUGACCACACCUCAAGUGCCUGUAUAUGGAAUGGUACCUCCUCAGGUUGGAGCUGCUCCUUUGAUGGCACCCCAGUCAAUGAUGUAUACACAGCCUGGUCUACGGCCAACAAAUCCUUUUGCACCUGUUUCUGAAACUCAGAUACAGUUUAUGUAGAGCCACCAAAGCAACAAGAUGUGAGAACAACCAAAUACUGCAGAAAACUGUAUUUUUGAGGUUGACUCAGAAGGUGCAAGCUGGAUUAUCAUCUUCAAAGCUGAAGAGAAGGUUACAUGAUUGCUCUACAACCUUAAUCAUCAGUGGAUGACCUUGGGAAUCGACUGAGGAUGUCAAAAGCUAUUUAUUUUCUCCAUAAAUUCUGUGGCUGUUGUAACCAAGACACAACACAAAUCAAGUUGAGCAAUAAAAUUUUUAUGUGCUCUAAUAAAUACUCUGACAGAGCAAUGCUUGCAUUAUCAUAAGGCCAAUAUUGUGUGAAAUCAGACAGCUUUUUCACAUUAGAGUAGCUUAUAGUAAUUUGCAAACUUUAUAAUGUGAGUUUGAAAUGCUGUGAAUCAACAAGACACAUACUUAUUACAUAUAUAUAUAGUAAAAAUAAUAAAUUGCUCCCUUGGUAUAUCAGUGUUACAGGGGGAGUUAAAAGAGCUGGGCUCUGAUAUGGGCUGCAGGUCUGUGGUGGAGGAGGGAAAACAAGUGUGUGACAGAACAGCACUUGCAGCCUGCAAGAGGUGACAGGAGCUGCACUUCCAUCAGGUACCUUCUCUGCAGGUGGCAUCUUUCAUCCUUCAAGGAAGAGUAGCUUUGGGAGCCAGUGGCUGUAGUGUCCCUAACCUCAGCACGGGGGAGCAAUUUCUAAAUCCUGUUGCCAAGUGCAAUCGAGGCAAGAGAUUCAGUUUUCCUUUUUUAAAGUCCAUUAGGUCAGAAGACUCAAACCUUGCAGUCACGCUGACUCUUGUGAACUGGCAACUAUAUGAAAAUUAUCCAGCUGUAGAGAAUAGCUUGUGCUGCUUUUUUUGAAAUAAGAACCUAGUUGUAAACCAUAUAAAAGUAAUUAUUUUUAAAUGUGUAAAUAUGUGCAAACUUUUAGAUAAUUGUUUCUUUGAUGCUGCAGUAAUCUUUUUCUUCUGUAGUAAUUUCAAGGUUCAAAUGCUAUGUUAAGAAAUGCAGACUCUUUUUGAGAGGAAAAUCUUUUAAAUCAACUAAUUUAUGAGGUAUUGCUGUUCACAAUGGGUCAGAUGUGUACAGACUUCUGGCACAUCUUUUGUAUUUAAAAAUCUUCCUCCAGAACUGAAAUUGGCUAUGAAAAUGCCUUAUCUUCUAUUUUUAACUGUCUGUUAAAAAGUGAUAGCAUUAAAAAAACCCAAUAGUUAUAAUAAGUAGAUGGAACUGGGAACAACCUUUCCUCCAGAAGUUUCACGGCAGAACACAAUGAAAAGCUCUCCCAUAGAAUUACUUCUCCAAAUGAUUAAUAUUAAAGCUGAGUUUUCCAAAAAGGAAUAGUUUUCUAUUGUUACAAUAAAUAGACCUCCAGAGUAGUAAGUCUUUUAUCUUUUGGGGAGUCUGUAAUUGCAGAAAUAUCUCUGACUCUCACCAUAAAUGCAGGUAGGCCUGAGAAUCUUUUCAAACUGUCUAGUAGAGAACUUCUAAAUUACAGCACAUUCCUCAAAUUGGGAACAAGCCUUCUCUUUUUCCCAAUGCUUAAUUCUGUCCAAAGAGUGCAAAAGUAGUCUCUCUUAACCCUAUGGAAGUAUUUUUGCCAAAUGAAAUAACAUAAAAGAAGCAAAAUAAAACUUCGUUCCCCAGCCGUUAGAAUCUGUAACUGCUGAUUUCCUGGGAAAUGUAAUCUUGCAGAAAUUUAAAACUCAGAGUUCCUUGAUGUGUAUUGAUUUUUAAAAGAAUUUGGACCAGUAUAUGGCAAUUUAAUGUUCAAGUUUGAAUUACAAAGGGCUUCAAGCUUUAAACCACCUUUACUGGGUUGAACAGUUGUACCAUUUUAAGCCAAUGAGUUCUUCAGUGCCUAUAGUUGCCCUCCACAUGACAAGGGAAUAGAUGCCAUUUAGAAUAAGUCAUUGUGUUGAGGGGACUGUUUAUUUAGGAAAUAGUGAAUUCCACUGAUUUAUUCAGCAAUGAAAAGUCUUGUGUUCAAAUUAGACCAGUACCUGUAGUUACAAAUAUCUGGGCAUUAGUGACAGAGGUGAGAGCGCCACAAGCAGGCAGUUCCAUGCACUGUAAGCUGUUAGGUCUCCUUCUCAUACUGAGUUGUAUAAGUAAUAAUGCAUUAUUUUAAUAAAAUAUGCAAAUAAAUGCCUGGCAAGCAGUAUAUAUUUGUUAUAACUUUAUUGCAGAGCAUUCUGAAUAUCUGGAAUGUACUUGGCUCAGAAAUGGAUUUAGUACUAGGUCAUAGUUUGCACUAUUUCUGAUUAGUUCUGGAUCUUUUUAAUAGUUCUUUGGUCUGCUUUCUUGUAGCAAAGCUGUCUGAUACCAAUUUAUUUAGUAUUAAAAAAGGAGAAACAGCCACAACGUACAUUCUAAAAACUUUAUAGCCUACCUUCUUUUUAGUUUCCUUCACAGUGUUUGAUACUUUGAAACACAGCAUUCAGUUUGAUCCUUGUGAAGCAAAGGUUGCUUCUCUCUGCACACGAGUGCACAGGACUGGCCAACCUCUUCCUGGUGCAUGUAUUGGAAUGCAUAAAAUGGCAGAGUAUGUGUUUCAAUAACAUAAUUCAUACAUAAGAAGU
Messenger RNA from Empidonax traillii (willow flycatcher), 4694 nucleotides. RefSeq names its product prefoldin subunit 3. The record is from RefSeq and is a predicted model, not a curated record. The coding region runs from base 70 to 2112 and encodes 680 amino acids. Gene Ontology annotation, molecular function: 1-phosphatidylinositol binding; clathrin heavy chain binding; tubulin binding. The transcript has 23 exons. Gene Ontology annotation, cellular component: prefoldin complex; synaptic vesicle; clathrin-coated vesicle. Lineage: Eukaryota; Metazoa; Chordata; Aves; Passeriformes; Tyrannidae. Gene Ontology annotation, biological process: synaptic vesicle budding from presynaptic endocytic zone membrane; protein folding; clathrin coat assembly.